AUGCAAAUGAAUGAAUGUAAAUUUUUUCAUUAUGCACCAAACGAUGAUAAGUUUUAUCAUAUAACUAGCCAAAUCAUUUUACAAGGCUCCGUCUCUUCGGAUGAUCACAAUUAUGAUCAUGGGUUCUUUUAUAAUAUUAACCCUACAACCAAUUAUUAUGUCUCAUGCAAAAUACUUCCACAUUCUUUGAUCAUUAAUAUAUUGAACAAAAAAAUAUAUGGAAUAGAUAUUGCCAUGAAUAACUUGGAGCGAGAAGAAUCAUUAUCUUUGAAUCAAAAAUUGGAUUUGGAACAAGACUUGAAACAAGUUCUUCCUUUUCAUCUUACGCAUUAUCAAUUUCUUAAUAGUAGAGAAAUAAAAAUGAAUUCUGAUCGAAACUUAAAUCCUUCAUACGGUGAUAAUACACAGACAAUUUCAUUAACUGAUAGUCAAACUAAUUUUGAAAAUGGCUUUCCUCAACAAACUAGAGUUAUUAAUCCACAACAAGAAGUUUUCAACAAUAUUCCACAACAAAUCCCUGAAGGAUUACGUUGCAAUGGAAAUAUAAAUCCAUUUCAUGGAAAUGUUGGGAAUAAUGUAAUGGUAACGCAAGGAGCUUCAAUCGCCAACAGCCAAAAUAAUGAUUUUCUUCAACCCAUCAACCCCCCUUCAACAUCUGCAGCGCCACAAAAUAGAAUUGCAUAUGAUGUGAUUAAUUCGCAACAACAAAUUGGUUCCAAUAAUAUUCCGCAACACAUUGCUGAUAGAGAUAUGAGAUCGAAUUAUCAUGGAAAUAUAAAUCAAAACAAUGGUAAUGAUAGUCAGAAUGUAAAUGGAGCUAGAAACUUUACUUACACACAGCAACAAAUUGACAUCAACAAUUAUUAUGGAAAUUCAGAUUUACAUAAUGGUAAUAGUGAGAACAAUGUGAUGACAACGCAAGCUAAUGACUUGACAUGCGAUCACCAAAAUGAUAUUCAACAAGUUGAUCUCAAUAAUAACUAUGGGUACACAGACUUGCAAAAUGAAAAUAUUGGAAAUAAUAUAAGGACAACGCAAGCUAACGGCUUGACACGCGAUUACCAAGAUAUAAAUGAUAUUCACCAAUUUAAACAUAUCAACGAUAAUUAUGAGGACACAGAUCCGCAUAAUAGUAAUAUUGGGAAUGAUUUAACGACAACGCAAAUUAAUUCACCAAGUUACUCAACUACAGCAACAAGUUGA
Messenger RNA from Rhizophagus irregularis DAOM 181602=DAOM 197198, 1203 nucleotides. RefSeq lists its product as uncharacterized. Lineage: Eukaryota; Fungi; Glomeromycota; Glomeromycetes; Glomerales; Glomeraceae. The record is from RefSeq and is a predicted model, not a curated record.